CGCCACAACACCGGAAGUGCCGCGGCCGCCGCUGCUGCCGCUUGCGCUCGCGGUGCGUGCCUGCAGCGUCUCCCAGCGCUGCACUGCGGCGUCGCCGAUCUGAGCCGAGCGCCGUCACACCUGGUGGGACCGAGGCGAGCAGUUUGGCGAGAGAAGCAGCUCGACAGUGAAGCGCGUUCUUCAAAAGCGUGUGCGCGAGACAAACAUUUUGCUCCAGAGUUAAUCGCUCGAGGAAUGCGGUUUCAUUAGGAGGGCUGCCCAGACCUGGAAGUUUGCACUAAUUUCAACUUCAAGUCAACUUUCAGCCGCUUUCCAAGCAGAGAAGGGAUCAUGGCUACAGGCGGGUUCAAGUCAAACGCAGCCACGGACUUUUUGGAGGAGUGGAAGGCGAAACGGGAGAAAAUGAGGGCCAAAAUGCUGGGGGACAUUGCGGCAGCCUCCGGUGUCCCCCUGAACCCCAGCAGCAGCGGCAACCCGGACCGAAGCGCCUCCGCUGGGAACUGCCGCACCUCCUCCUCCUCUUCCUCCGCGGUGGCUCGGUCCCCGUCCGGCGGCGCGCUGAGCAGAGCCGAGGAAGAGGCGCACCACCCGGCCGCGCCCGCAGCCUCCACCCCUGCCGCCCAGGGGAGCAACCUGAAGACGGCCCCGCCUCAGACGGAGAAAGCCCGGUGCGCUUCGCCGGACUCCAGCGCGAUGAUGGCGUGCAACGACAGCGACAAGGACAGCCCGUCUCCAUCGCCCAGCAAAGGGAAGGAGAAGAAGAACCCCGGGCCGAGCGCAAGGAAGGGGAAAGGACAGAUCGAGAAGAGGAAGCUGAGGGAAAAGAGGAGAUCAACAGGUGUUGUCAGCAUACCGUCCAAUGAGGUGAGUGGGACACAUUUCCACUCGGUUCCACUUGGUUCCACGGCACCCAAGCGACGCAUCUUUGUGAUCUGGGCUCUCAUUUGUCUUACUUUUGGAAAAUGAGAAAGUUGGGACGAA
Molecule: messenger RNA, 981 nt
Organism: Fundulus heteroclitus (mummichog)
Lineage: Eukaryota; Metazoa; Chordata; Actinopteri; Cyprinodontiformes; Fundulidae
Product: PRKC, apoptosis, WT1, regulator
Exons: 3
Coding region: 331-966 (211 amino acids)
Biological process (GO): apoptotic process; positive regulation of apoptotic process
Cellular component (GO): cytoplasm
Source: RefSeq, a predicted model, not a curated record